AGCAACAGCAGCGGGAUCCGGAUCUGCUCCUGCUCCUGCUCCGUGUGGGCCGACUGGCCGGCCCCGACCCCGACCCCGACCCGACAUGUCGCUCCGGACGCUGCCGCUGCUCUUCAUCAACCUGGGCGGGGAGAUGCUCUACAUCCUGGACCAGAGGCUCCGGGCUCAGAGCAUCCCGGGCGACAAGGCCAAGAAAGUAAUGAACGACAUUGUCAGUACAAUGUUUAAUAAAAAAUUCAUGGAAGAACUGUUCAAACCUCAGGAGCUGUAUUCUAAGAAAGCCCUCAGAACUGUGUUUGAUCGAUUGGCUCAUGCCUCCAUUAUGAGGCUAAACCAGGCUAGCAUGGACAAGCUCUAUGACUUGAUGACGAUGGCAUUCAAAUACCAAGUGCUCCUCUGCCCACGGCCAAAAGACCUCAUCUUGGUCACGUUCAAUCAUAUGGAUGCAGUCAAGGACUUUGUACGUGAUUCUCCAAGCAUUUUAAACCAAGUAGAUGAGACAUUCCGACAACUGCUCGAGUUGUACAGCUGCCUACCUGUUGGGGAGUUUCAACUCAUCAGGCAAACCCUGCUCAUUUUCUUUCAGGACUUGCAUAUCAGGGUCUCCAUAUUUCUGAAGGAUAAGGUUCAGAAUUCUAAUGGCCGAUUUGUGCUGCCAGUUACUGGGCCUGUACCUUGUGGAACACACGUCCCAGGGCUGAUAAGAAUGUUUAACUAUAAUGGAGAAGAGGUGAAGCAGAGAAAGUUCCAAACCGUUGGCAAUUAUACAAGUGCAUUGGCAGAAGGAUCCUUAAACCUCUUUGGUGACCGUGUCAUUAAGCUCGGCACCAACAUGUACAGUGUUUCCCGGCAGGUGGAAACCCACAUGAUGGGAACAAUGAAGAGUUCAUCUGUCCGUGCAAAGGAGAAUGCUGCACCUAAUCCAUUGGCAAAGGAGGAGCUAAAUCUUCUUGCGCGCCUAAUGGGAGGUCUUGAUGUCAAGAAAUCAGCAGGCAACGAGUCAGGAUUUCGCCUAAAUCUGUUUGGCACAGAUGAGGAGGAAGACCAAGCAGCAACCAUAAGGCCUCCAGAGCUCUCUGAGGGGGUUGUCAACAUACAAGCCAUCAAGGACCAGCAGCAGCAAGAAGAGUUGGUGCGGAUUAUGGGGGAGUUUUGUGUGCAGGAGCAGCAGCCCAGGCACGACUGCAGUAAAGGCGAUGACCUCCUGGCCAUGAUGGACAACCUGUGACCUCCUGCCCGUCAGCAGCUGAGACAAUGCAGGCUCUUACCUGCGACUUUCCUUCAGCACAACAUCGAACGGCUUUCAAAACUCUGAACAUUUGUUAUUUACAGCUCAACUACUUUCUGUACCAAGAGCUGAACUCCUGUUCUGUAUGGUUUUGUGCACCUUUGGACAGGUUCACUGUUAAAUGAGUCUAACUGUAAUUGUAAUCGCCACUGCUUUUCACCCUCAGAACCUGGCAUGAGGAUGUUAAGACAAAUGGUAGGUUCAGUAAAUGAAGUGGCAAGUCGGAGAGAAAUGAAUUUCUGGAGUGACAACUGUGUUUAUUUCUUUCCAGAGUCCACAUCAGUGAAAUUCAAGUUGCUCUUGGUCAUUACUGGUCCUUAACCAUCCAUUGUGGGAGAGUGGCUAGACUAGGGUAAAAGGUGAUGUGAAUGGUUGGUUUGUGUGCUGUGCCGUUGAACCCACUCAGUGCAGGUUACAACACGAUCAAGCUGGCGUCAGUGUGCAGUGUAUGUGUGUGUGUAUGUGGUACUGGGGGCAAAGUAUUUCAUGCAAUAGAAUGUAUUACACUGAGAUUGUUGCUUCUGACAGAGUCUUUGUGUGUGGCAGAUUGAUCACUGGGUCAUACCAUGAAAAUGUCCAAGUAGUUCUGUGAAAAUCCCAGCAGUUUUCUCAAGCAGCUCAGAUUUGUACAUGACAAACUUUGAUUCUAUUCUGGAGACACAAGGAACUGUGAAUGCUGGAUACUUAAGCAAAACACAAAGUGCUGGAGUAACUUGGCACUGGGUUAAGCUGCAUCUGUGAAUAGAGUCUGAAGAAGGUUCCCCACCUAAAAUGUCACCAAUCUAUUCCCUCCACAGAGGCUGUCUGACUUACUAUGUUCCUCCAGCACAUUGUAUUUUGCUUUUGGUUCUAUUCUAAAUGUUAAGAGGCAGAGGAUUUCUGGUCCCUGAGCCCAGCUAUUAAUAUCUACCAUUAAAUGUUUUUAUUAAUAUUGCUUUAAAUAGUAAGAACUUUAUUAAAAAAUUACAUUUGAA
This is a messenger RNA of Leucoraja erinaceus (little skate), 2262 nucleotides long. It is a transcript of the gene oscp1b, whose product is annotated as organic solute carrier partner 1b. Gene Ontology annotation, cellular component: plasma membrane; cytoplasm. NCBI's taxonomy places the organism in Eukaryota, Metazoa, Chordata, Chondrichthyes, Rajiformes, Rajidae. Gene Ontology annotation, biological process: transport. The record is from RefSeq and is a predicted model, not a curated record.